CGCGAUAACAGUUGGACUCGCGCAUGCGCACUCGUCUUGUUGAUGAGCGCUAGCUUCGCUUGUGGAGGACUUCGGUGGAUUUCCUCUCAAACUUUGGGAAAACUACCCGUUUUCUCGUCGUUCAGUUAGCCGGCUGCGCACAGACUUUGUGCGGCUUCGUUAUUCCAUCAUGCUGCAGUUUCUGGCUGGUUUCACUUUGGGGAAUGUUGUUGGGAUGUACCUCGCUCAAAACUAUGAUGUUCCCAACAUAGCCAAGAAAAUUGAAGCUUUUAAGAAAGACGUGGAGGCCAAGAAGAAGCCCCCAGAGUGAGCAGAACGGGACCAUGCUGCAAGCAGCGGCAGACUGUGUGCAGAGGAACUAUUUAUUUUGCAGGGUUAUGGUGAAAUGCGUGUACAUUUGAUAAGAGUCGAUUGUGUAUGAAAAUAUAAACAGUGCCUGGAACAGUAUUUGUUUCCUCUCUUAGUUUUAUGGGCGUGCUCCCAUUGUAGCCUAUUUUUCUAAAGAUAAAUUGCAGCUAUCUAUUGGGAUCACUUUAAGUCCAGGUCGCUGGCCUUUUCUACGAUGCACUGUGGUGUUGUAAUCUACACAUGCCAGUAUAAAACUUCCACCUUAGAUGUGUGUGUUCUAUAAAAUGAAAAAUAGCACAGCUUGCGCUAUAUUGUUACACAAAUGCUAAAAAUCGCUGUCACAGUAACCAACUUGUCAAUUCCAACUGCCAAAGGUUCAAGUACACAGUUUGACUUAUUCAUCUGACAAUAAAAUGAUAAUAAUAAAUGUUUAAGUGUCUG
Messenger RNA from Salarias fasciatus (jewelled blenny), 789 nucleotides. Its product is annotated as short transmembrane mitochondrial protein 1. Gene Ontology annotation, cellular component: respiratory chain complex. NCBI's taxonomy places the organism in Eukaryota, Metazoa, Chordata, Actinopteri, Blenniiformes, Blenniidae. The transcript has 3 exons. The record is from RefSeq and is a predicted model, not a curated record. The coding region runs from base 170 to 310 and encodes 46 amino acids.